Messenger RNA from Esox lucius (northern pike), 633 nucleotides. RefSeq lists its product as uncharacterized. The annotation marks the transcript as partial. The transcript has 2 exons. NCBI's taxonomy places the organism in Eukaryota, Metazoa, Chordata, Actinopteri, Esociformes, Esocidae. The record is from RefSeq and is a predicted model, not a curated record.
AAAGGCAUAAUUGUUCCAUGUCCAAACAGCCCCUGCCGCACUCCUAUUUUCCCAGUAAAGAAAGCCAAAGUGGUUGGACAACCUGUGGCUUGGCGAUUUCUACAAGAUCUUAAAAAAGUUAAUGAGGCUGUAUAUGCGCGCGCACCGAUUGUACCUGAUCCAUAUACAAUCAUGACUCAAGUUCCAAGCAAUAGUCAAUUUUUCUCAGUGAUCGACUUAGCCAACGCGUUUUUUAGCAUUCCUGAGCACAAGGAUUCGCAAUUUUGGUUUGCAUUUGAAUUUUUCGGCCAAUUGUACACAUGGACAAGAUUGCCUCAAGGUUAUUGUGAAUCUCCUGCCGUGUUUACGUCGGCGCUAAAAGAUAACAUGGAAGGGUUCCAAUUUAAACAUGGCAGUACCCUUAUCCAAUACGUUGUUGAUCUUCUUGUCUGUUCCCCAGAUAAAGAUAUAUGUGAAAAGGACACUGUGCUGUUGUUACAGUACUUGACCUCGCAAGGUCAUAAAGCCAGUUUACAUAAGCUACAGCUAGUCCGGAAGGACGUUAUUUUUCUGGACCUGAUGGAGGAGGCCUAUGAGAGGAAGAGGGCCAAGUACGAGGACCUGGUUGACAAGUGCCGGAAGCAACUAAGUUGA